Messenger RNA from Filobasidium floriforme, 654 nucleotides. RefSeq lists its product as uncharacterized. Bases 264 to 494 code for a protein of 76 amino acids. Gene Ontology annotation, biological process: attachment of spindle microtubules to kinetochore. Gene Ontology annotation, cellular component: DASH complex; mitotic spindle. The transcript has 2 exons. NCBI's taxonomy places the organism in Eukaryota, Fungi, Basidiomycota, Tremellomycetes, Filobasidiales, Filobasidiaceae. The record is from RefSeq and is a predicted model, not a curated record.
CGACUCCUCCCAGACCUAGCACCUAUUACGCUUGCGCAUUCAUUCGGCUCGUACUACCUAGCAGAACGCAUUCAUCUAGCUCGCGUCCACGAACAACGGCGAGCAUCGAGCAUCGAAAUCGAAAUCGAAAUCAAGUGAAUCAAAGGAACUUACGGACCACACCGAAAACGAACGACAGCACAAGACCAUAUCGCCAUAUCGAAACCGACCUACGACUUACGACCUACGACAACGGUACACGGUAGAUAUCAAUAAAGAUAACGAUGUCCUCGAUGGAAAACCCACACGAAGCCCGUCAAGCCGUACUUUUGGAAAGGAUCGGGAAGAACGUGGAAAAGUGUUUCGAGGCCGUACAGGAGCUGAACGUUUGUCUGAAUGAAUCAAUCCAAGCCCACGCAUCCACCACCCAAACAGCAUCGGCCCUGUUUGGGAAUUAUAGCAGGAACGUGGUUUAUAACCUAGAGGCGAUUGGGAAGAUGGGGGAGGCCCGAUAGGGCGUAGGGCGACCGCCAGGGAGCCUUUUCCUUGUGGGCGAGAAGUGGGGGAGCCAUGGCGGAGGCAGCAGGAGGAAAGGGGGAGGAGUGGAGGAGCUAUGGGGUAGGGAAUGAGCGGGAUGAUUGGGCGAGAGUGAGGGAGCUAUGGGGCAAGGCGGGG